UAAACGCCGCCGUUUAGUCAGAAUAUAUAUUAGCUUCACUUUUUACCUCUUCUCUUCAGAUCACUCCUUCGACACUCGCUGAUUUCUCGCUUUGCGGUAGCUUAUAAACCAUGAGGCCAUCGGUGAAUCGUCCUCCAACGCCAGACGUACAAGAAAAUCAAGAAAAAGAACCAACGCUUCAAGAAACUAUUAAUAUCAAGUUGAUUGAGAGCGGAGAAAAGGAGCGAUUAAUGGAGCUUUUGAGGGAAAGGCUUGUAGAGUGUGGUUGGAAGGAUGAAAUGAAAGCUAUUUGCAGGGCAUUUAUAAAGAAGAAAGGGAGAAAUAAUGUUACAGUGGAUGACCUUGUGCAUGUAAUUACUCCAAAGGGCAGAGCCUCCGUUCCUGAUUCUAUAAAGGCUGAACUGUUGCAAAGAAUUCGUAAAUUCCUUGUGUCGGCAGCUCUCUGAUACGCCAGCAUUGUUGUCUAGCAUGAGCUCUAUGAAAGUUACAAAAGUUGAAUCAUAAGAAGCCUUUGUUCAGCGAGCAGAUACUAGGUUUCUAGGGGUUGAGACAGCUGUAAUUUCUGGAAGAGGUAGCCCAAUGCUUGAGAAAAGUUUCAUCAUUUUAUUGCUGUUAUUGUAGGAAGUGGUUCCUUAUGCUUGUAAUAAUACUUCUUAAUGACAAAUACUUUAAUCGGUCCACUGUUGGAUCUUUGUAUGUCCUCUAUUCUAUGUUCAGCUUGCGAAUUUGGGUAA
This is a messenger RNA of Quercus lobata, 734 nucleotides long. RefSeq names its product transcription/mRNA export factor. Gene Ontology annotation, molecular function: transcription coactivator activity. Gene Ontology annotation, biological process: positive regulation of DNA-templated transcription; mRNA export from nucleus. The transcript is spliced from 5 exons. Gene Ontology annotation, cellular component: nuclear pore; SAGA complex. Lineage: Eukaryota; Viridiplantae; Streptophyta; Magnoliopsida; Fagales; Fagaceae. Bases 111 to 446 code for a protein of 111 amino acids. The record is from RefSeq and is a predicted model, not a curated record.